Molecule: messenger RNA, 4701 nt
Organism: Mya arenaria
Lineage: Eukaryota; Metazoa; Mollusca; Bivalvia; Myida; Myidae
Product: multidrug resistance-associated protein 1-like
Exons: 38
Coding region: 28-4677 (1549 amino acids)
Biological process (GO): transmembrane transport
Cellular component (GO): membrane
Molecular function (GO): ABC-type transporter activity; ATP binding; ATP hydrolysis activity
Source: RefSeq, a predicted model, not a curated record
AAUAAAAGUAAAUCAUUGUGUAGAGCCAUGAAUUCUUCCACAAUUUCUGGAGAGGUGUUGGAUAUAUUCCCACAGUUUUGUGGAGGUGUUCCAUUGUGGGAUUAUGGCAAAGUUAACCAAGAGGUCCCCGAAUUUUCAUUAUGUUUUAUUGAAACGAUUUUGGUAUGGAUCCCAUGUGGGUAUUUAUGGAUGCUGACGCCCUCGUUCAUAUGGUUCCUUUGGAAGAUCAGGGAGUGUCGACCGCUGCCAUAUUCAGUGUUAAACAUUUGCAAAGGAGUUAUAUCUCUUCUACUAUGCUGCGCUGUUGUGUCCAUGUACGUAUUGCAAAGCAAAGACGGGUACCAGUGUUUGAAUGCUAUGAGUGUUCCUCCUUCAGCGCUUCAAGCAACUGUUAUUAAAGCCAUAACUUUCGUCCUAACGAUUGUAGUCCAACAGGUGCAAAGAGCAAAAGGAGUUCAGACAAGUGCUGUACCAUUCAUAUUCUGGUUUCUACAGAUGAUCUGUGAAGCUGUUGCAAUGUACACUCGUGCUAUCAAAAAGAGUUGGUGUGCAGAGGACAUGGUAUUUGCUGUGUACUUUGGACUUGUCAUACUGCAAUUAAUUCUACAUUGUUUUGCCGAACAUCACAGAGCUGCUCCACAGGGAGCGAAUGAUAAGUACCCAUGCCCAGAGGAAAAGGCAUCCAUUUUGAGUCGAGUUCUUUAUAUCUGGAUUCAACCUGUUAUAUGGAGUGUUUACAAAAAGACGUUCAAUCCAGACACAUUUUGGGACCAAACUCCGAAACUGAAAUGCGACCUAAUUGGACCACGUCUUGAGAAGGCGUGGUUAGAGGAAAAGGAUCGGUGCAACACUAAAAACAGGAAAAGACAAACCAAGUCACAUAUGGACGAAUCAUAUGACAUAGAAACUACCUUUAGUGGACGAACAGGGGAACGGAUCCCUUUGCUUGACGGCAAUGGAGAUGGCAACCUGAUGAGACCAAGCUUGAUGAGGGCUAUGGCUGGCGCAUUCUUCUUAGACUGGCUAGAAGCCGUAUUCUACAGAGGAGUAGCUGAAGUCCUUUGGCUUCUUGAGCCUUUUGCUUUACGAUACAUUAUUGACAUAGCGGAAAACAAAGACUCGUACCCGGCCUGGCAAGGAUUUUUCUUCUGUGUGAUGCUCUUUAUAACUCUGUGCAUAAGUUCAUGCUUCUAUCACUUAUCAUAUCAUCACAUGCAGGCGUUUGGUUUGAGACUAAAGUCAUCCUUGAUCUGCCUCAUAUACAAGAAGGCUCUUACGAUGAAAAGAAGCACGGGCCAGGCAACCACUGUAGGGGAGAUUGUGAACCAUAUGUCGGUUGACUGUCAACGAGUUCAAGAUGCGGUUACCUUCUCCUAUUACAUUAUCAUUGGCUUUGUGACUAUUGGCAUGGCGUUGAUUCAGUUAUGGCCCUUAGUAGGUGUAGCAAGCGUAGGUGGAGUUGCAGUCAUAUUUGCUCUGAUACCUGUUCUUGGGAUUGUGUCUGCCAAGCAAACAAAACUGCAAAGGCACCUGCUGAAGUUAAAGGGAGAACGAGUCAAAAUAAUCAGUGAAGUUAUAAACGGGAUAAAGGUCCUGAAAAUGUACGCCUGGGAAUCCUCUUUUAUGGGGAAAAUCAGAGCCAUACGCCUUGAGGAGAUUAAGUGUCUCUGGACCUUUGGCGUUCUGACGGCCAUAAAUGUGUCUGUAUCCGUCCAUAGCACGUUUGUUAUUUUGUUCGUAGUUGUCUUAAUAAGGGUUCUUGUAUCACCUACACACAGCCUACGAGCAGAUGAAACAUUUACCUCCAUUUCGGUUAUCAACAUUAUGAAGUUUCCUUUAACUAUGGUGCCUUUUAUUCUGACAUCCGGAAUUCAGGCCAUGAUAUCUGUCAGAAGAAUUGAGAAAUUUCUUCUCUCUGAUGACAUUCAGAAUAACAGUGUUCGAUUCGUACAGUCUAUCGAUGGUUUUAAACCGGCUCUGGAAAUAACCAGAGGAAGAUUUAGCUGGGGGGAAGAUCAGGAUUCAGUUCUACGAAAUAUUAACGUCCGUAUUGGCGAGGGUGAACUAGUGGCUGUUGUGGGUCCAGUCGGUUGUGGAAAGUCUUCAUUCAUCAGUGCCUGUCUUGGUGAAAUGAACAGAGAAGAAGGUUCAGUAACUGUCAAGGGAAAUAUCGCUUACGUUCCCCAGGAAGCUUGGAUACAAAACAUGACGCUGAGAGACAACAUAUUGUUUGGAAAGAAAUAUCAGGAGAGAAAGUACAAAAAGGUCAUUCAAAGCUGUGCCCUCGAACGUGACCUUGAAAUUCUAAGUGGGGGCGACCUGACAGAAAUUGGAGAAAAAGGUAUCAACAUUAGUGGCGGUCAAAAACAACGUGUCAGUUUAGCGCGGGCCGUUUAUAAUAAUGCAGAUGUGUACUUUUUGGACGACCCUCUUAGCGCUGUUGAUAGUCAUGUCGGCAAGCACCUGUUUGAAAAGGUUGUAGGCAGGAAUGGCAUACUGAAAAAUAAGACACGAAUUCUAGUCACCCAUGGUAUUCACUGGCUGCCGUUUGUAGACCGAAUACUUGUUUUGAGUAGAGGAGGAAUAUCUGAAACAGGAACGUAUGAAGAACUGAUAGGUCAAAAUGGAGCAUUUGCGGAGUUUCUCGAUCAGUACAGACAGGAGAACACCCACGAAACAGAUGAGGACGAAGAUCCGGAAGUUGCAGCAAUGCGACGAAAGAUUUUUCAGCAAGUGGAGGAAAUGCGUUCGGAUGGCGGAAUGACAUCGGAAGAUGACGUAACGUCGACAACUAGACGUCGUCGCAAGUCCAGACAAACAAGUUUCAGCGCCAGUGCAACGCAGUCAAAGACGGUUAACACGUUCUCCGCUGCACAUGGGGAUUUAACAAGGCUUACACUUGAAGAAUCAAGUGAAGAAGGAUCGGUCAAUCCAAAGGUGUUAAUUCGUUAUUUGCGAGCUAUGGGGAUACCCUCUGUUGUGUGUGUACUACUAUCAAUGACCUUGUAUCAAGGUCUGAAUGUAUUCUCCAAUUUUUGGUUGACAUUCUGGACGGAGGAUCCGGUAUUGCUGAAUAUUACGCUGGCCGGGACAUCCCAGUAUGAGCAGACGUUUACCUACUAUCUUGUGCUGUUUACCGUAUAUGGAAUAUUGCAAGGAAUUCUAGUGUACAUUUCCUUCUACGUUGCUAUGACACGUAUGGCACGUGCCUCGCAACGCCUGCACGAGUCAAUGUUGCAUUCGGUCUUGAGAUCUCCAAUGUCGUUCUUUGAUACGACCCCCGUUGGAAGGAUUAUGAACAGGUUUGCCAGUGAUAUAGACAUCAUCGAUAACAAACUACCAGACAGUUUCCGACUAUGGCAGAUAAUGAUCUUCUCUUCUAUUGCAACUGUGUUUGUGAUUGUCAUAUCCACUCCUAUAAUGUUGGCAGUCCUUGUUCCCGUCUCCAUAAUCUACGUCUUUUUCUUGAAAUUUUACCUACCAACUGCCCGGGCAAUGAGAAGAACUGAGUCUGUCCGUCGUUCACCGAUAUACAACCACUUUAGCGAAACCAUUACUGGCGCGAGUGUCAUUCGUGCAUAUAGGUGCUCCGAUAGGUUUGUACAGGAAUCCCGUCGAAGAGUUGACGAUAAUACUAAAUAUUACUAUGCAGCCAACACAGGAACUAGAUGGAUGGGUUGGCGUGUUGAGUUCCUGGGCAACCUCUUAUCGUUUUUGGCCGCCAUAUUUGCUCUGACCUUAAAUGAUCUCAACGGUGCGCAAGUUGGCCUCUCUAUAACGUACGCUGUACAGUUAGUGAUAACAUUGAACUUUGGAGUCUUCGCGAUAAGCGAGAUGGAAAUGAACGUCAUAUCCGCCGAACGCGUAACAGAGUACACGUCACUUCCGUCCGAGGCUGAUUGGGAAGGAAGCAGUGAUAACCGAGUGUCUUCUGAUUGGCCAGAAAAGGGUGUCAUAGAUUUCAGAAACUACUCAACUCGGUACCGGGAAGGGUUAGAUCUUGUCUUGAAAGGACUGUCAUGUCACAUAUAUGGCGGAGAAAAGGUCGGGAUAGUCGGUCGAACUGGAGCUGGAAAAUCUUCUUUGGCCUUAAGUCUGUUCCGGUUGAUUGAGGGUGCUGGAGGCAGUAUCGUUAUUGAUGGUAUCAAUAUUGCUGAUCUUGGUCUGCACCAAUUAAGAGGGAAACUUACUAUUUUACCACAGGACCCUGUUCUAUUUUCGGGGUCGUUGCGUGUUAAUUUAGACCCAUUUUCACACUAUGACGACAAUGCCAUCUGGCAAGCAAUAGAUAGAGCUCAUCUCAAGGAAUUCGUUGCUGCAACUGGAGAAGGUUUGAACUAUGAUGUUGGGGAAGGAGGACAAAAUUUAAGCGUGGGACAACGACAACUAGUUUGCUUGGCCAGAACUCUGCUUCACAAGACACGUGUUCUUAUUUUGGACGAAGCAACUGCCGCUGUUGACAUGGAAACUGAUCAAUUAAUACAAGAUACAAUACGCCAACACUUCACGGAAUGCACAAUUUUGACAGUGGCCCAUAGACUUAACACAAUCAUGGACUACGACAGAGUGAUGGUAAUGGAUGCAGGGGCAAUCAGUGAGUUUGACGCUCCCCAGAAACUGUUGACUGCUACCAACAGUGUUUUUUAUGGAAUGGCUAAGGACGCUGGUUUGGUGUGACAGAAAAAAACAAAUGAAAGCAUG